AUCUCCGACUUCCUCACCAUUCAAUCGUGCUACUGCUAUUGCCAACAAUGUGCUCCUGCGCCCCCCUCCCCCAUCCACCUUUCAAACCCGCGCCCCCGGCCCCUUCAAACCUAAACCCAAAGCCUAACCCCACCUCUGCGCACGGAUCAACGCCACUACGCCGCGCCCUCGUCGCGCGCGCGGCCGCGCGGGACGGCGCUCCGUCGUCCAGCUUCGACUUCCUCGCGCUGAAGCGGGAGCUGGAGGAGGAGGAGGAGGCGGCGGCUGUCGUAGCUGUGGAGCCGAAGGAUGGAGGAGGUAGUGGAGGGGACGGUAUUGUCAGUGAGGGUAGUGGCGAGAGGGAGGCCAAGAGGAGUGGUAGCAGCGGGAGGAGGACAAGGAGGCAGAUGGCGAGGCGGUCGGGGCUGCUGGCCAAGCAGGUGAUCAGCGUCAGCUCGGCGCGGAGCCUCGGGUUCGUGUCGCAGCUCUGGGUCGACGCCGCGUCGUGGGUAGUUUCGUUGGUUGAAGUGAGGCCAAGCUUGCUUUCAGGAGAAGCUGAGAAUUUCCUUUUUGAGGAUAUUUAUCAGGUAGGAGAUGUUGUGCUUGUUGAAGAUGAAUCUGUGUUUGAGAACGAAGUUAAGCUAGUUGGACUACACAGCUUGGUUGGCUACAAUGUUAUAACUUCCAGGGGGCGCAAUGUCGGUAAGGUCCGUGGCUUCACCUUUGACGUCAACUCAGGUGCUAUGGAGUCUCUUGAGCUUGACUCAUUUGGUCUUACUAUUGUCCCUGCUAGUCUGGUAAGCACAUACUGUUUAUUUGUUGAAGAUGUGCUUGAUAUAGUUUCCGAUACAAUUGUUGUGCAUGAAGAUGCAGUAUCUCGAGUUCAACGGGUAACACAGGGCAUCUGGGGCACUCAAAAUAUCCAACGUCCUGGAGAUCAGACAGGUCAGUACUCGAGAUACGGAAGGCGAAGAGCUAGGACUGUUAAGAGACAAAACAGUCAGGGCAAGUCCAUGGACAGAGAACUCCAUAGGAAAACGAGGGAUGCAGAGGAUGAGUGGGAGCUGCCAAUGGAAUAUUGACACGACAAAACACUAGCAACAUUGGCUGCCUCAGAAAGAAAAUCUGCCCCGCUGUUCAAGUUAGUGCUUUCUAUGCCCCCGCAAUAGGAUAUGCCACGGUUGUACAUAUUGGAGGAUCACGAGACGGAAAGGAAAUAAUUGGCCAUCUUUGGCGUGCUUUGGCUUGGUGGGUUAGUGAAAAGCGAGUAUGUCUGCCGACCUCGGACGCCCUCGUUCUGGCACCAAAUAAUUCAUUUGUGGGGAGUGUCAGGGCCCUGUUGAAUUCAUUUCUCAUGUAAUGAUGAAGCCUUUUUUGACUUCGCCUGACACUGAAGUGUACAUGCGGCUAAUCAUCUAGUGAUGUGCUACCACUGGAGACUGGACGACAAUUAUAGUCGUACAUAUUAGUAUAUCUCUGGCCAGAAGGUCAAGAUUCCUGCUUAUAAUUUUUCCAAAAGAAAAACUGUUUGGUUUAUGAAA
Messenger RNA from Brachypodium distachyon (stiff brome), 1520 nucleotides. RefSeq lists its product as uncharacterized. Bases 48 to 1061 code for a protein of 337 amino acids. The record is from RefSeq and is a predicted model, not a curated record. NCBI's taxonomy places the organism in Eukaryota, Viridiplantae, Streptophyta, Magnoliopsida, Poales, Poaceae. The transcript has 7 exons.